AUAUAUAUUAUCUAAUGUUUGAUUUUUGUUUUUGUUCCCAAUCUUGGGUGUUUCUUUCUUGGAUAGAUAAACAAUCUGUGGCAUUCAAUUCCGCCAUAAGAGCUGCAGCACAUAUAACAUAUUGCUGAACGGCUGCAGUGCUGCCUCCCUUUUGCUUCUUUCUUCCUCUCCCUUCAACCUUCUUGUUCUUGUUUUCACUUCAAGAAAGCAAGAAUAAGAAAGAGGAGAUCGACGAGCUCAGAAUACUCCUUCCCGGAUUCAAAGGGUUCAUAUGGAGAUCGAUAAAGCAAUCCAAGGAAGUGAUGACAGGAGGCUGAAGACCAAGUACGAUAAUGCCGUUUAUGUGAUUCGAAGAGCCUUGGCUCUCUACUCCACUGAGGAGAUUGCCUUCAGCUUCAAUGGAGGAAAAGAUUCAACUGUUUUGCUGCACUUGCUGAGAGCGGGCUAUUUUUUGCACAAUACUGAGAAGAGUUGUUCUAAUGGAGAAGUGGCAGAUUUUCCAAUUCGAACAAUUUACUUUGAGAGCUCCUCUGCUUUUCCUGAAAUCAACUCAUUUACCUACGACACAGCCAAAAUGUAUGGUCUUAAAGUUGAUGUCAUUCGGACGGAUUUUAAGUCUGGUUUGGAGGCUCUAAUAAAGACAAAUCCAAUCAGAGCUAUUUUUCUUGGUGUUAGAAUUGGUGAUCCUACUGCGGUAGGGCAAGAACAAUUCUCCCCAAGCUCGCCUGGUUGGCCUCCUUUUAUGAGAGUGAAUCCUAUAUUGGAUUGGUCAUACAGAGAUGUGUGGGCGUUCCUACUGACAUGCAAAGUGCCUUACUGUAGUCUUUAUGAUCAAGGAUACACUUCAAUUGGAAGUGUGUAUGAUACAGUUCCAAAUUCACUAUUGUGUGCGAGUAAUCCAAGUGGCGGGGAAAAGUUCCGACCUGCAUAUCUGCUCUCAGAUGGAAGACUAGAAAGGGCUGGGAGACUGAAGAAGUUCUCUUCACAUGCUUGUGUAAAUAACCGUGCUGUUAGUAAUGGAAAUAGCAUUGCAUGUCCGGUGGAUGGUAGCACACUGACAGCCUCAGUUAUCGCUGUUGGGGAUGAGAUUUUAUCCGGCACUGUUGAGGAUCAAUUGCAGCUUCUGCUAUGUAGAAAGCUUCAUUCCAUUGGUUGGCUAGUGUCCCAGAGUUUGGUCGUGCGCAAUGAUAUAGAUUCAGUGGCUGAAGAAGUGGAGCAACGAAUAUCGUCCAAUGAUAUGGUUUUCAUGUAUGGAGGAAUUGGGCCAUUACAUUCUGAUGUAACCUUAGCAGGUGUUGCAAAGGCCUUUGGUGUUCGUUUGGCACCUGAUGAAGAAUUUGAAGAAUAUCUCAGGCAUCUGAUUGGUGAUAAAUGUACUGGCGAUCACAAUGAGAUGGCUCUGUUGCCUGAAGGUAUCACUGAAUUGCUGCACCAUGAAAGGCUCCCUGUGCCUCUGAUAAAGUGCCAAAACGUAAUCAUCCUCACUGCAACAAAUGCUGCUGAGCUGAAUGAACAGUGGGAGUGCUUGAUCGAGCUCACAGAAUCCACUGGACUUCAGCUCAAGGAACCAUUUGUAAUCAAGGAAGUCACAGCAACCACCUCAGAUGUGGAGGCUGCUCAACCUCUGUCUAAGCUUUGCCUUGAAUUUCCUGACAUUUUCAUCGCGUGUCAUCGGAAAUCCCGAUACGGAGCUCUCUUUGUCAGUUUCAAGGGCAAGGACGAGGCUCGUGUCGACUCAGCAAUAGAGGCACUGCGCAAGAAACUCCCUGUGGGGUCGAUGCCUGAGCGGUCGAGUCAGUAACUGCACCCCCAGUUUUAGCUAUAUGCCUGUCAAGCUAGAGGAAGGAAGAGGGGUCGAUAGCUGUGUUAGUUCCUCGUGGCACUGCCUUACUCGUUGCGAUUUCGAUGAGAUGAUGAGAUCAAAAUAGUCAUCGGAGAGUGCAGCAGAUGAAGGGAAUGAAUUGCAGCAUUAAAACUGGGCGAAGCCCAAACCAUUAAGUGCCAAUGUUGAUACAUGGGGCAUCAUCAUUUAUAAACAAUCAUUGACCUGAUCACUUUCUGAUCUCUUUUUUCUACUGAUGUUCGAUAAUCUACUUUGCCUUCCGAUA
Messenger RNA from Punica granatum (pomegranate), 2108 nucleotides. NCBI's taxonomy places the organism in Eukaryota, Viridiplantae, Streptophyta, Magnoliopsida, Myrtales, Lythraceae. The record is from RefSeq and is a predicted model, not a curated record.